CUUGGCACAUCUGUCUUAUUCUCUGGAACCUCAUCCACGCAUUGCUGCAGUAAGAAAGCGGGCGGGGUGCUCUCGGCUCGACCCUUGGGAGACGUCAGGCUGGCGGAACCGCGGUUCGGCGGCUGGCGAGGGCGCCCGGAGGCUUUUCGCCCGAACUCCCGCCUUAGCAACGCGCGCCUCGUUGCUAAGGGCGGAGGCGCGAGAGGCUGUGGAUGCCCUCGGGGUUGGUGCCCCCAGUCGGCCUCGGCUCCUGGCCCGGCUGGCCCUCUGGGAACACAACUUCCAGCAGCCACAAGGUAUGUUGCUACGCAGGUGCCAUCUGAAAUGAGCUCUUCCCCAGAAGGUUUCGUGCAGGUUCUGUGCAGUGAUGGGGAAAUUGCAAAGCAAACUCAAACACAGCACUUAUAAAUACAGCAGGCCUGAUGGAAUUAUAGAAGAGAGAAUUCAAACUAAAGCUUUUCAAGAGUACAGCCCAGCUCAUGUGGAUACCGUCUCUGUUGUUGCCGCUUUGAACUCAGACCUCUGUGUCUCUGGAGGAAAAGAUAAGACAGUGGUGGCCUAUAACUGGAGAGCUGGAAAUGUGGUGAAAAGGUUCAAAGGACAUGAACGUGAAAUUACCAAGAUAGCCUGUGUUCACAAAUCAGACCAGUUCUUCAGCGCCUCUCGCGACAAGAUGGUCAUGAUGUGGGACUUGGAAGGCUCCUCACAACCAAGGCAGCAGUUCUCUGGCCACACCAUGGUGGUCACUGGGUUGGCUGUGAGUCCAGACUCAUCACAGCUGUGCACUGGCUCCCGUGACAACAGCCUGCUACUGUGGGAUGUGGGCACCGGACAGUGUGCCGAGAGAGUGUCAGUCUCCAGGAACCUGGUCACUCACCUGUGCUGGGUCCCCAGAGAACCAUAUAUACUCCAGACUUCUGAAGAUAAAACCAUCAGACUGUGGGACAGUCGGGGGCUGCAGGUAGCUCAUGUAUUUCCCAUAAAGCAGCACAUCCAGACCUACUGCGAGGUCAGUGAGGAUGGACGCAGAUGUAUCUCCUGCAGCAGCGGCUUUGGAGGAGAAGGCUGUGAAGCCACAUUGUGGGACCUACGGCAGACUCGGAACAGAAUCUGUGAGUAUAAGGGGCAUUUCCAGACUGUUGCAUCCUGUGUCUUUCUACCAAGGGCAUUAGCCUUGAUGCCUGUAAUUGCUACCUCAUCACAUGACUGCAAGGUGAAGAUCUGGAACCAAGAUACUGGAGCCUGCCUCUCCACCUUGUCUCUGGAUGGAUCAGGACCCUUGACUUCCCUGGCUGUUGCUGACACCACCUCCUCAUUGUGUGCAAGUUUCAGCAGAGGAAUUCACUUACUCAGGGUGGACCACAGCCAAGGGCUGGAACUGCGGGAAGUGGCAGCAUUCUGAGGCCACGAGACCUUCCCUGGACAAUAGCAAACUGUGGCCCCUCCUUUCUCAGUGUGACUGUGUUUGUCCCUGUUACCCUGGGAGGGCAAUGUGGGGCUGGUGUUCUUUGCUUAGGUUCCCUUAGAAGGUAUGGCAGUGUUAGAAGUCAAUUUAAGUCCAGUGGUUCAAAAUCAGGUGCACAGAUUAGAAACAUAAGGUUCUCAAUCUAAGUUAAAUCCAAAUCCAGUUUCUCAUGAGCUUUGGGGACUGCUCUUCAAAAAAAAAAAGUUCAUGGCUCAGAACACAGGGUCUGAGUCUAUUGAACUGACCUUUUCCAUGUCUCUACAAAAGAAAAAAAUGCAGAGGGGAGAGAAACUCUGUUUUGGUUGCCUCACAAUUAUCUGACUGAGAAAGAAUAACACAUAGAGGAAAUGGAUUGUAGACAUGAGAUUAAGCUCUAAUCACUGACCCUUAACAAUGUGAAAGAUCAAAGUUAGGGCAAGAAAGCAAAAGCCUUGGCUUCUCCUCGGAGUCGCGGAGUGGGAGGAGGCAAACCCUGCCUGCCCUCGGAAGCCUCCUACACGGGUGCUGGGGCUGCGUGAAAAUGAGACCUGAGACGGCUCGAGGAGGCUGACGACCACAGCCCUCGCCCAGGGUUACAUGAGUUAUCAAACCUGUUCUGUGGAUAAGAAAACGGAGAGAUUAAAGCUUAAAUUUUUCAUUUGUAUAUUUUGAUAUUUUUAUUUAGUUUUAUACAAACUCCUGGGGAAUGACUAGAGUGAGGCAAAGGGAAUCUCCACAAUAACAGUGGAACAUACAGAAAAAACAGAAGGACGCACUCAACUGUGCCAGCCCCCAAGCCCCGGCCAAUGAGGAGGGGCAGGGUGCUCGGGCCAGGAGAUCAGUCCCCAGCCCAGUGCUCACAAGCCCGUUUCCCCAGGGAAAAUCAUCACGCCUGCCUUCAUGCAACCCACACAUAGGCAGCUGAGGCCUGGAGAGUUCCCUUCUAAUGAGUCCCAAAGAAAGAUGUAGCCUUUGUCCUCUCUUGCCAGUGGCUGACAGCCAUCUUCCUUGCUUACAAAUGGCAGCCACGGUUAUUUACUGCCCUCUCUGUCCAGAGUAAGGGCUCUCCUUCCCAUAUGACACACUUACCAUUCCUUCACCUGUUCUCCUUAGAUCUUAUUUUCUAAAGCUUUAGUCAUUGUUUAGCUUCCCUGCAAUUUCUUAGGUUACCGAUCUUUGAGCUCUGGAGGGACAAAGUGGGUGGUGGGAGAGGAAGCUGCUUCACUGAGCACCACAGACGGCCGAAUACGUGUGUUCUCACUGCAGUUCUGUUAUUCCCAUGUCGCCGCUGAGGAAGCUGAGGCCCAGGAACAUCCAGUCCUUUGCCCGAGGAUACACACGUAGGGAGGAAGGGGAGGAACGGAGAUUUGAACCUGGGUCUGCCUGAGUUUCCCCCUCACCCCUUUUGCCUCUGCAUGACGUCACAAAGUUCCUUUUAGAAAUUUGUAGACCAUGACAUUGUUUGUGUAUUUCCUAGACCAGUUAUUAACUUCUUGGUUCCAAGGAGAUCCUCCUGGACAGGUGCCCGGGAGCAGGAGACAGGUGUCUCAGGGAAAGUUCUAGUGUACUCUGAACUGUUAGUGCUACAGCUGAGCCUUUCUUCUAGAAGGAAGCCAGAAAAUCCAAAGGAGUGGGUUGGGAAGGGGAACAGAGGGAACAUACAUGUGAGAAAACAGAAGGCCUCUGAUGCGUUAGCCCAGUUCUAUUACCAAUAAAAAUUUCCCCUAUACUCUACACAUGUGCUGGAUGUAAAAAUUCCUCACCAGUGCAUUGUAAGUAGAAGAUAGAUUAAUAAUAUGAAAAUGAAUAUAUGUAUGUUCAUAUGACUGAAGCAUUAUACUGUAGACCAGAAAUUGACACAACAUUGUAAACUGACUAUACUUCAAUAAAAAUAUAUAUAUAAUAGAUUAAUAAACGCAAAGGUUUUUAUAGGAUUUUUUUCGUCUUAUAAGCCCUAAUCAGGUACUCUCAGCACGUAAGAUACAGGCUGCUAAAAUGCAUUCAUUUGUUCAUUGAACACUUCAUUUUAGAGGCUGCUCUUCUAAAAUCAUAGAAGGAAUUUUCCAAAGACAGUUCACUUUUUUUCUAGGAAAGCAUAUAAGCUCUUGAAAUCUGCCCAAGAGUAUAUUUGAAAAUUUAUGUAUUUACUUAUAUAUUUAUAAGUUAAAAAUAUACAUUUAAGGAAAAUGGUGAUUAUUCUUGACUUUUUAUUUUUUUGGUGCCUUAAACUAUCUUAUAAGAGGAACUUUAUUUUUACUAAAAGGUUAGAAAUGAGUUAGGAAACAGUGUUUUCUCUAAAACAGCUGCCAGGGUUUGUGAUGUAGGAAAUAGUAUCAUUGGUAGCACCAAAGUAUCAGACAAGUCCCCGUUAUCACUGUCUUCCUGAAUGAUGAUUGUAAAAGAAAGCUGCCCAGGAGUUCUGAAUUCACAGUCACUAAAGAAAUACUUGCU
Messenger RNA from Vicugna pacos (alpaca), 3895 nucleotides. The record is from RefSeq and is a predicted model, not a curated record. NCBI's taxonomy places the organism in Eukaryota, Metazoa, Chordata, Mammalia, Artiodactyla, Camelidae.